Zophobas morio is the source of this 1654-nucleotide messenger RNA. RefSeq names its product serine protease inhibitor 88Ea-like. The transcript is spliced from 4 exons. Bases 167 to 1378 code for a protein of 403 amino acids. NCBI's taxonomy places the organism in Eukaryota, Metazoa, Arthropoda, Insecta, Coleoptera, Tenebrionidae. The record is from RefSeq and is a predicted model, not a curated record. Gene Ontology annotation, molecular function: serine-type endopeptidase inhibitor activity.
ACUUCCUCAAUUCUGCUCAGUUCUGAGGUUAUAGUUUACAAUAUGAACGUAUUUAAUGUUUCAUUUAUUUUUAAACAAUUUAUCAAGUUAAACUCUAAAGUUUAGAAUAAUGUUCACAAUAUAAUAGUGCGUGCGAGUGUGUAUUUAAAUUAAUUUCAUAGCAAAAAUGACGACAAAUUUUGCAUUUUUACUUGUAUUGUUAUAUUUAAACUCUUCUAAUCAGCAGUGUUUAACAGAAAAUGAUAAUCAACCCCCCAGUGCCACCACUAGUCUGUAUAGCGGGCAGCAUAUAUUUUCCUUCACACUUUUAAAUGCCAUCAACCACCACUUUCCAACAGAGAAUAUAUUCUUCUCACCGUACACCACAUAUCGGGGCCUUUUAUUGGCCUAUUUCUUAUCCAAUGGACAAACCGAGUUUGAAUUGAAGAACAUUUUAGCGCUAAAAUCUACACAAUCGAAAAUAGAUUUUUUCCAUGCAUACCAACUGGACAAGCUCCUGACUCGUCUGCAUAAAUCAAAUAGUAGCUAUGAACUUGCUGAUGUUAACAAAAUUUACGUUAGUGAUGACAUUGCUAUAAGAGAGUGUGUGGGUACUCUUUUUUUAGACGAAUUACAACAAAUUUCGUUUAAACCUGAUCCCGAAAAUGCUACAGUUGCUAUUAAUGAAUGGGUGAAGGGACAGUCACACAAUUUAAUAAAAAAUAUACUGCCACAAAAAAGCUUUAAUGUAAAUACAACCUUAGCUUUAGUAAAUGCUGCCUAUUUUGAAGGAACAUGGGAUAGGCAGUUCAACCGUGUUGAAACGUUCUACAUAAGUCCUUCAUCAGCUAAAUUAGUUCCUAUGAUGUACACCGAAGAUUAUUUCAACCACGAAGUGUCCGUCGAUUUACAAGCCCACAUUUUGGAAAUGCCGUACGAAGGAACAGAAAUCAGCAUGUAUAUCAUUUUACCCCCCUUCACCAACUACGAAGACACUCUGAAGCGAUUAAAUGUCGAAAAUUUUAAAAAGAUGGUCGCCAGCGACCGCCUUCUUUCAAAGAAAGUUCGCGUAUCGCUUCCUAAGUUUUCUAUGGAGGAGACUAUUGAUUUGAGACCGGUUUUUGAGUCCUUGGGGGCGUCAAAAUUGUUCAAAAGUGGUGCCGAUUUCUCAGUACUGUCUAAAGAAGAGAAUGUUUACUUCUCCAACGGAUUUCACAAAGCGAAGAUUUUGGUUAGUGAGCAAGGGGCGGCUCAAAGUGGGCGUCAGAAUUUAGUAUGGAGGAUUGGAAAUGAUGGGGAUCAAGUUCCAGCGCAGUUUAAGUGCAACAGACCCUUCAUUUUUGUUAUUUAUAAGAAAAGUACGCAUACGAUUUUGUUCAUUGGAAUGUAUCGAAAAUAGACGUUGUUAUUUUUUCAUUUUUACACUGUUGGUAAAGAUACGUUGAUAAAACAUAUUAGAAAAAUUGGUGUAGUUAUUUAUACAUACUUGACCAAAAUGUCCAUUGGACCUUAAAUUUUCUGGUCACUUUAACCAAAGAACAAAGAGUUAAUACAUUUUUUGACAUGACGUUAGAAAUAUUUAGUCUGAAGCCUUUUUGACUUCUUCACUCAUUAAAAAUUCUGCUACGUCCAAACUACGACAGACAGAAAACCUGGGCACCUGAGGUCUAUUUUU